Molecule: messenger RNA, 3165 nt
Organism: Peromyscus eremicus (cactus mouse)
Lineage: Eukaryota; Metazoa; Chordata; Mammalia; Rodentia; Cricetidae
Gene: Nkapd1
Product: NKAP domain containing 1
Exons: 5
Coding region: 2252-3067 (271 amino acids)
Source: RefSeq, a predicted model, not a curated record
AUCUAGUCAUCAACAUUUCUUGAGGGCAUCCAGUAAACUAUGAAUUAUGUUGGGAGAUAAGAAACAAUUGUAGUUUGAAAAGUACUAUAUCAUGAAGAUAGUUACAAAAUGCGUUAGAGCACCCAGGAAGGAAUAAAGAAAUUUGCCUUGGGAAACUAGAAAGAGUUCACAGAAUGAAUGGUAUUGGAGUUGCUGAUAUUUGAACUUGUUCUUGAUGAAUAAAAUUUACUGGAUGCAUUACUAGACUGAGAGCACCAUGCACUAAUUCAGGCAAAAUAUCAGGGGCUGGUGAUGUAUCUUAGUGUUAAUGUCUCAAAUAUUAUUAAGGACCAGCCUUAAAAAUCUUCUUCCAGGGGCUCGGAAGAGAGGCUACAAAUAACUAGAAUUAUUUUCUCGAAAUGAACCAAGCUCUUUGUCCAUCUGCUUUAUUCCUCUGGGAUAAAAUCCUGUCUACACAGCUUCAGUUCUGUUCUCGUGCCUAUCUCCUUUCUUGCCUGAUUUCUCUCUACCUUUAUCUGCUGGCCCUUCUAAGUUCUAUCUUAAUUCUCUCAUCUUAGUUCUGCCCCGUCUUGGUCUUUCUCAUCUUGUUUUUCCCCAUCUAGCUCUUCCUCAUCUUCCAUCUCAUUGUUCUAGUUCUCUAGUCAAAGUCCUCUCCAGUCAAAAUCCUCAAACAAUCCUCUCUAUGUCUGAGGUUUACAGUUAUAUACCCAUACAAUAGCAAUGCUCUAGCUAAAGCAAGGUCACCAGGCUUGAAUACUUACAGGGUCAUAAAGACAGACAAGAGUUUUCCUCAGGUAGUGACCGUCAGGCUUGCUUUUACAACCCAAAAGGGGAGUGGUAAAGGAGGUGGUCCACUAAGAGCUAAAAUCGGUUAAUAAUCAGAAAAAGGGAAUUUAUGUGCUCAAACAACAUUUCUAGGUGUGGUUAGGUAAAUGUUAGGAGUCUAUAAUGUUAGUAUAAAUACCACUAAGGCUGUAUAAGAAAGGAGGGUCUGAGCUUAAUGUACCUUAAUUCAGGAGACUGUUUAGCCUUGGAUGCUUGAUAGAUAUUUCAGAUAAAAUACACUGUUAUGACUUCUUGGAAGUGUACAUAGCUUACAAGGAAAUCAUUGCAGGUAUCAGCUAAUAUGUAUACAAAAGCUAAAAUAUCACUAAGACUUCUUAAGCCAUGGCUUGACCUUCGGAAAAGUCCUUGACUUAUCCAAGUAGCAGCUUUUGUGAUAGUAGCUGAAUUCCAUUACGUUUUCCUGUGGCUUGCAGCAGUGAUGCCUCAUAUAUGCAAAGUCCUUCAUUUCAUCCACACCCCUCAAGCAUUAAUCACUUGGGGCAAGAAAUUAUAUGCAUCUAGAAAAUAGAAGAUAUGGGCUGGUGACAGAAAAUAAGGCCCAAGUGGCAAAUUAGAUUGUUUGUAUGAAACUUAGGAGAUAAACUUUCUCUUCUGGGCAAUAAAGAAGUCUUUUGAGGAGUAGUGUCUUACAUGUGUCAUACUUGUAAGUGUUCUUUUACACCUUGAGGGGAGGAGAUGGUAUGAUUGCCAUAUGUUCCAAGACAAAUGUGUACGUUUAGACAGAUGAUUUUCUCGGUGUGGUAGGAAAUAGAAGACAGAGAAAGUACUGUGGAGGAUGAUUAGGUAACUGACGUCCUAGGUGAGUGGUGCUGAGGUUUAGAUGGAAGUGUAGCAGGGAUGAAGAGGAGCUUGGGCUGAUGGGAUGGUGGUGACCACCUUCUGUGACUGGGCAGGUAGUAAUUAAGAACAAGAGUGACAAGAGGGCAAACAUGGGAGAUGCAGGUAGUUUGGUUCUGAAUGUAUUUAUGAUAAGGAACUUGGAGCAAGGAGAAGAUUGGAGCUGGAAUAAAAGUGUGGGGGUUUAGACAGUCACCUAAGAGUGCACCUCUAAUGAAAAGAAGGACAAAGGGUUGGGGUUUAGCUCAGUGGUAGAGCACUUGCCUAGCAAGCACAAGGCCCCGGGUUCGGUCCUCAGCUCUGGAGGAAAAAGAAAAGAAGGACAAGACCCCCUUGUUCAGUUUCCUUCAGCAAACUACUCCUGGCUUGAUCAUUACUACUACUGUCACUGCCAUAUUACUUAGGGUGAUGAGUACUGGUAUUGAACCUGGGAGACAGGAUCACUAAGCUUGUUAUCUAACUGGUUUUGAUCUCACUCCAUAGUCCAGGCAGACCCUGGACUUCUUACUUCUGCAGUAGCUAUGAUUACAUACCUGUGUGCAGCUGUCACCUGAGUUUCUCACUGUGGAUGCAGAUUCAGGAGGAAUCUGAUAUGUGGAAAAUCAGAGAACUAGAGAAGCAAAUGGAGGAUGCUUACCAGGGGACCAGAAGGAACACAGUACCCAGCAGCUCAAGUCGGAUGAGAAGUGAUGGUUUUGAUGAAGAAAGUCAGAGAGACUACUGGAGGCCAAGGAAUGAAAUUCCUGCGACCCUGGAAGAUGAUUUUCUUAAGGCUAAAUCCUGGAACAAGAAAUUAUAUGAUUAUGAAUCCAACAUGCCAGAUAGAUGGGGUCACAGUGGUUAUAAAGAGUUGUAUCCUGAAGAGUUUGAAACAGACAGUAGUGACCAGCAAGACAUUACCAAUGGGAAAAAAACAUCUCCCCAGGUAAAAGCAUCUGCCCAUGAAUCCCGAAAACAUAAGAAGUCAAAGAAAUCCCAUAAAAAGAAGCAGAAAAAACGGUCACACAAAAAACAGAAGAAAAACAAAAAGGAAGCUAUGGACAUAGCAGCAGAUUCCUCAAGUGAGUUCUCAGAAGAAACUGGAGCUUCUAGUACCAGGAAAAGGAAGCAACCACACAAGAGCAAGAAAAAAUCCAGGAAAAAGUCUCCUAAAAAAUCUUUACCUUUAGGGAGAGAAAGUGCUACUUCCCAGUCAGAUGAUUCAGCAGCUAGCAGUUCUGAGGAAAUGGAGGAAAGAGACACUAAGAAAACCAAAAGGAAAAAGAAAGAGAAAAGUGUUCAUGUUCCUGUGGCUAACCCUGAAGUGCAGGAGAGGACAAGCAAGCGCAGGAAUUGGAAGGUGGCUACGGAUGCAAGGUCUGCCGAAAGCUCCGAGGAUGACUGAGUGGGAAGGUUGCAGUCCUGCCUCCCACGGACUCUGGUCAUCUGCAGUUCCGUAUAAUGAGGGUUUGCCAGCGACUCCGACAGCACAGGAGUCGGAGG